Molecule: messenger RNA, 1416 nt
Organism: Copidosoma floridanum
Lineage: Eukaryota; Metazoa; Arthropoda; Insecta; Hymenoptera; Encyrtidae
Gene: UbcE2M
Product: NEDD8-conjugating enzyme UbcE2M
Source: RefSeq, a predicted model, not a curated record
GUGUUUAUAUAUGUGCAUUGUAGCAUUGUCCAAUGGCAUGGUACUGUUUUUGCACUUAUUCAAUUCACAUUUGUGUUGUACUUCUGUGGUAACAAAAAAAAAAAAAAAAACAAAUUUAGUGGUACACGUGCAUACGACAAAUGUAAAAUCUGUAGAUUGACGAAAUAUUUUAGGAUUAUUUGUAUUACUAUUGUUAUUAUUGCAGUAAUAAUAUAGGAGUCCGGGGUCUCGAAAGUUGUAUCAUAAAUUAGCAGUGGUUGUACCGUCUUAUGUGCUUAAAAGACGAACUCCUACUUUUUGUGUGAAAAAGACAGCGAGAGAGAACAGAGGUUUUACAGUCCAUUUCCUUUUCGACCGCAUUAAGUAUGAUAAAGCUAUUCUCACUUAAAAAUGCUAAAAAGGAUGGCGAAUCGCCAAAAAGUGGCUCUCAAAAAAAGGCCUCUGCAGCCCAACUGAGAAUUCAGAAAGACAUAAACGAACUUAAUCUUCCAAAGACUUGUGGAACCGAGUUCCCAGAUUCUGAUGAUUUAUUGAACUUUAAACUUAUUAUCUGUCCUGAUGAGGGAUUUUACAAAGGAGGCAGAUUUGUGUUUAGUUUCAAGGUCGGGCCUAACUAUCCACAUGAGCCACCUAAGGUUAAAUGUGAAACUCAGGUAUAUCACCCAAAUAUUGAUUUGGAGGGAAAUGUAUGUCUUAACAUUCUUAGAGAAGACUGGAAACCUGUCCUCACAAUUAAUUCCAUUGUUUAUGGACUUCAGUAUCUAUUUUUGGAGCCAAAUCCAGAGGAUCCAUUGAACAAGGAUGCAGCUGAAGUGUUGCAAAAUAAUCGUAGAGUGUUUGAGCAGAAUGUAGCUAAAGCAAUGCGAGGAGGUUAUGUAGGACAAAAUUAUUUUCAGCGAUGCCUUAAGUGAUACUCUAUUUUCUUGUUUAAGGUAUUCAUACGUCAUUAUGAGAAAAAUACGGCAUAUGUAUGAAUAUACAAUGCAAUACAAUGUACUUGCAUUUGCAAUAUAUACACACUAUAUACACAUAAAAGUAAACACACAUGUAUACUUGUUCCACAUGUCUUGCCAAAUCUCCCUUUACAUCUUUUAUUGUUUUUAAUUUUGGCUACAAAGCAUACAUUAAUACAUAAAUGAGUAACUAAGUACAACUAUACAAAUACACAUAUAUUUAUAUGUAUGUAUUAGCGCAUGUACUCAUACAUGCAUAAUAUAGUUCGAUAAUACAUUAAAAAUAAAUAUAAAAAAUAGUAUGUAAAGUUAAUGAGAACAAAAUGUCAAACGUGAGAACACAAUUGUACUAUCAGUCAUUUAAUUACAUUUAAGUCGUUUUAAUCCUGUAUGACACCCUAAUUAAUAUGAUUUUUAUUUCAUCGCUUGUGAGACAGUCAAUAAAAUAAUUUUUUAAUCUUAA